Molecule: messenger RNA, 1757 nt
Organism: Odontomachus brunneus
Lineage: Eukaryota; Metazoa; Arthropoda; Insecta; Hymenoptera; Formicidae
Product: cell death specification protein 2
Exons: 4
Coding region: 632-1348 (238 amino acids)
Biological process (GO): regulation of transcription by RNA polymerase II
Cellular component (GO): nucleus
Molecular function (GO): RNA polymerase II cis-regulatory region sequence-specific DNA binding; DNA-binding transcription factor activity, RNA polymerase II-specific
Source: RefSeq, a predicted model, not a curated record
GAAGUCAGCCGCUGAACUCUGACGUUCGAAUCGUCGCGGGAAAUGUCCCGCGGCCUCUCACGUUCAAUGCGAGGCCCUUCGACGAGCCCUUCGCGGAACAAAAGUCAGAUCUGUCGAUCGCGAGUCUUGAACCUCGAGGCUCUGUGUGAGUUCGCGGCGUUCUACGAGCGAUGAGUGUUCCACAAAUGUCGGCGAGGAAAUCCGGAACCAUUUCGGCCGAGGAACUCGAAACUACUCGGGGCAUACGUGAAAUAAUUCUGAUCCACGUGAAAGUCGAUGAGUGAAGUAAGAAGAGCGGAAGAAUUCGCGUGUCGCGUCCAUACGGGAGUCUUCUCGCCCUGAUCGGACUGACGGCGGACUGUCCUCGGCGAAUGAUGCGGGAUUCCCCGAUUUCUAACGGAAAAUGCGUUAUUGGCAAUCGCGGCAUCUAUGCCUGAAAAGUUUCUUGAGGUUUGACCGCUCUCGAAGCAUUCACCUUUUGCAUAGGCGGCAUGUCGCGAUCUGACGCGAUGUUGUGGUGCGAUAUUUAGAGUCCUCUCGGCGAUCGAGAGUUCACCGUUCGAUCGAAGAGAUGCGCGGAACGAAGUGAUACUUUGCCUCUGAAGACGAGAAAGAAUAUCCUUGCCGAGAAAUGAGUUCGCACACUCAUGCGAGGACCAUGUGCACCGGCAACGCAGUCUCCGGCGCAUUCUCCGCUUUGCAUCUUCUGCGGAGUUGCAGCCUCUUCGCUCCGAACUCAGACCUCUGCAGGUACGAGACUUAUCCUGGCCGAGACUACGGUUUCGUCGAGCCCGAUAUUCUAACGAAUUCUGUGACCACGGAUUCCCCGUCCUCACCUUUAACGCCAUCCUUGUCGACGACGUUUUCGCUUCCGGGAACUCUGCUUCAGCCGCCGUUCCUGGCGGCGAUGCCACCUUUAAUGCAAUCACUGAGCGUACCUCAACCGUUUUCCACUCCCGCUACGGGUGCCAUGAGCCGUCAUUUUAUCACCACGAGCGGUAUAACCACCCUCCAUCGGAGACCUAGAAGCGAAAAGAAGCCGAUCCCAGAUGAGCAGAAGGACGAGAAGUAUUACGAGAGGCGCAAGCGGAACAACCAGGCGGCGAAGAAGUCGCGAGAUGCUCGCAAAAUCAGGGAGGAUCACAUCGCACUGAGGGCGACGAUGCUGGAGCACGAGAACGCGAUCCUAAAGGCGCAGAUAGUAACCCUGCGCGAGGAGGCGCAAUCGUUGCGGCACAUGUUGAUCAAGCAACACAGCCCGGCGAUACAAUCCAUCGAAAGAUCGAUCUCCUCGAUAACACCCGUUACACUCUCCCCGCCGCAUACGACCGCGAGUUUAGAUUGUUAAUUGAUCUCGAUGGACGGAAGUGUCGUUGUUCAGGGAGCAAGGAUUAAAAUCCGUACUGCAUCUCGCCGAUGUUCAGCCGAUUGUCACGAUUUUCGGAAGUUUGUGCAAGUUUGGUUGCGAAAACGCAAAGAGUCGCGACAGUCGGUGUAAACUGAGAUUCGCAAUCGUUGAAAUUUUAGCGAGAUUUUGAGAGAAUCGAUUCGAGCAGCAUGAUAAAUCGUCGAAUGUAUUUCUCCAUGUUGCGCGAACGACGAGAGAUUAAUUUAACAGUUGGAUCGAGAUAAUAAUGACUUGUGACUUCGAUAGAGAUUAUUUGUUGUUAGAAUUACUAUAUCGCUCAUUAUAAGUGUAAUUAUUGUUGCUUGAAUGUCAAUAAAAGAGAUAAUUAGAAACGAUAACGUGCGCGAAA